CGUCGACGUCUUGAUCUGAUAUCAAUGGCAGAAGUGAAGCUCCUGGGGUUUUGGGCGAGCACAUUCAGUGACAGAGUGAUAUGGGCUCUAAAACUGAAGGGUAUAAACUAUGAGCAUGUAGAAGAAGACCCUUACAACAAGACCCAACUGCUUUUACAGCAUAACCCAGUUCAUAAGAAGGUUCCUGUACUUAUUCAUGCUGGCAAACCAAUUGCCGAGUCUUCCAUGAUCCUUGAAUACAUUGAAGAAACAUGGCCACAGAAUCCACUACUGCCUCAAGGUGCCUACGAGAGAGCCAUGGCUCGUUUUUGGAUCAAAUUUGGUGAAGAAAAGAUGGCCACCAUUUGUGCAGUCUUGAGAACUGCCGGAGCAGAACAAGAGAGGGCAAUAAAAGAAGCAAUGGAACUGCUGAAAAUCUUAGAAGAGCAAGGUCUUGGGGACAAGAAGUUCUUUGGUGGGGAUGCCAUAGGACUGGCAGACAUAGCGUUUGGUUGGCUUGCUUACUUAUUUGGAGUCAUAGAAGAAGUAGCAGGUGUUAAUGUGCUGGAUGCAAACAGAUUACCUCGACUGCAUGCAUGGAUUGACAAUCUUAAGGAAGUUCCUGUGAUCAAAGAAAAUCUGCCCGACCGCCAGAAACUGUUGGGACACCUGAAACGCAGGAGGGAGACUCACCUCGCACUUCCAAAUUUAUGAACAAAAAUUAGUCUUGAUUCACUCUAUUGUUUC
Molecule: messenger RNA, 726 nt
Organism: Vitis riparia (riverbank grape)
Lineage: Eukaryota; Viridiplantae; Streptophyta; Magnoliopsida; Vitales; Vitaceae
Product: probable glutathione S-transferase
Exons: 2
Coding region: 25-693 (222 amino acids)
Biological process (GO): glutathione metabolic process
Cellular component (GO): cytoplasm
Molecular function (GO): glutathione transferase activity
Source: RefSeq, a predicted model, not a curated record